Molecule: messenger RNA, 724 nt
Organism: Patiria miniata (bat star)
Lineage: Eukaryota; Metazoa; Echinodermata; Asteroidea; Valvatida; Asterinidae
Product: caveolin-3-like
Exons: 4
Coding region: 50-703 (217 amino acids)
Biological process (GO): caveola assembly
Cellular component (GO): caveola
Molecular function (GO): molecular adaptor activity
Source: RefSeq, a predicted model, not a curated record
GAGACUUGGCCCCAUUUUGGAAUGUUCUGAGCCGAUGGAUUAAACAGCCAUGGCAAUCGGAGUUCUGGAACUAAGGCAUUCGGGAAGGGAUACAAAACCCGUCCCGAAUCCCGAUCCGUGGCACGGCCAACAACCCCCUGUGUAUCCGCCCCCGGGCUCCGUGGACAUCCCGGCUUACAACUCGGUGGUGCCGCCGGCCGCUGCUGCUGGCCAGCCCGCCGGCACGGGCGGGGGACGCCAGGCCAGCCGCGCUGACAUGAGCUCGUUCUUCGCUGAGGAAGAUAUUUACCGAAUGACCCCUCAUGUUAAGGUUGAAUAUGCGGAAGUAUUCAAAGAGGCUGACGGUGCCAAUAGCUUCGAUGCGCUUGCCGAGUUUUCUGGAUUGGUCUUUAAAUGGACACAGCUGGGCGUCUACCGUUUCUUCAGCCUGAUUCCGGGCGUUCCUCUGGCCUUUCUCUGGGCGAUCGUUUUCGCCCUCGUCAACUUUUUCACGGUGUUCCUCAUACAACCCAGUUUCAAGCUGACUUUCGUUGUGUUGAGGCCCAUAGCCAUGCUGUUCAAGGCGAUCGUGCGGUCCUUCCUGGAUCCGCUGUUUCAGUCCAUUGGCUUGGUCUUCUCUCACAUUAUGGGCAGGUUCGCGUUCAACUUCAAAGGGCUGCCUGGCCAGAAGCCGAGCCGCGCAGCCGCCAUCGAGGAACUGUAAAAUGUAGGUUACGGGGAGGGG